AUGUCAAGACUGAGAGAAAUUGCGGAUGUGGAGAACAGCAGCCGUACAGCGUUCACAGCGCGAGAGUGGGGCGUGGUGGAGGGAAGCGAAGAAAUCCAAUUUUCGACAAAAGAAGAUGCUUCCUCUCUGGAAAUCUUGCUGAAGUCUGCUGACAUACAACGUGAAGAGGUUGAGGGCCUGGGGGAUGAAACGGAUAGGAUACUGAGAUUUUGCGGUGGGCUUCCGCUUGCGCUGUCCGUGGUUGGCAGAGCGAUUGCGAGACAUCGUGAGAUUGCGAAAGAACUUUGUCUGAAAAAUGUGCUUGAUGAGUACUUGGAGUGUCUGGAAGAUACAUCGUCAAUACUAUUGGACGAAAGAGCGGAUGGGACGUACCUAUACGAGAACCUGUCAAUGGCGUUUGAAGUUUCGCUGUGCAUGAUGGAUCGAAAGAAGACCAGAGGAGAUGGGCAGUUGAUGUCCUACGCCGAGAUGUACGAGUCGCUGGUGGUCAUUCGGCGCCAAGGAUGGUUGCCGUUGAGUGUGCUCUGUUUGUUAUGGAGACGGAAAGGAAAAGCUCAGGCAUUGAAAGUGCUGCACGAAUUCGUGGAGGCCAGUCUAGUGGAACGAAAGGAUGGAGUGUCAAGUGGUCACAAGAUCGCCGGAGUCAGGUUGCACGAUUUGCAGCUCGAUUACGUGCAACAGAGAUGUGGGAAUGGGGGAGAGAAGAGGUGGCAUGAAAAGCUUGUGCAAGAAUGGCAAUGGAACGAGAGUGAGAACAGGCAAGAAGCGCCGCCGUGGGUUUGCGGGAGAGGGUGGAAGAAGGAUAUGGUGGAGGACGAGUAUUUCCGACACAACUUGUGCCGCCAUCUCAAGGGGGCGCAGCUGGGCGAGGAUUUGUGGGAUGUUUUGAGUGAUGCCAGGUGGGUGGCAGAGAAGUUAACUCGGGCAGAGGGGCUAAAUCUUCAAGAGGAUUUCAAGAUUUUGACGGACGUAGCCGGGGAAGACGGAGAACGGUGCGAAGCGGGAGGCAGGCUGUGGUCGUUGCAGAAGAUUGCUAGACAGGCGAGGCUGAGUGCGUCCUUUGUUCGUCGAAGUUCGAGAGAGGUAUUGUUUCAGCUGUACGAUGGUCUGUUGAGAUUCAGGAACGAGUCGGAAGUAAUUGGAGAGUUCUUACGCAGGAUAGAGGAAGUUGCGGAGAAGCCGUGGUUGAAGUCGCUUACACCUGGCUUGAACGUAUCAGGCGCGGUGCAACACAUAUUUCCGGACCAGGGGAGGGUGGUGGGAAUGUCGGGAUGCGCAGCUAAGAACGAAGUGAUCGCUUGGGGGGAUUAUGGGAAGCGUCUGUUUCGUCGGACAUUCCGGGACGGGGAAAUGGAAGAAAACGUGUUGUUUAAAGUGGCACGGGGUGUGAGCAGGUUUUGGUCGGAGAACGGAAAGUACGUAGCGGUAGUACAGGGAGAUGGAACAAGCGUGCAGGUGUGGGAUAUGCAUACAGGAGCUACAGCAAAGCGAGUCGGACAGGAAAUGGAUGUAGGGCACCUGGGCCGUUGCCCUUUUGACUUGACGGGGGAUGGAAAGCGAGUAGCGUUUGGGGGAGAAGAUGGUGUGGUUGUGUUGUGGGAUGUUGAGAGAGGUGUGAAGAUCAAGGAGGCAGCGAAUAUGCGGGGCCAUGUUGUCAAGAAAGUAUCGCUUUCACCGGGCGGGAAACGGUUGGCGUGCACGGGAGAAUGCGGCUCAAACGGGUCAAUUUUGAUACUGUGUGCAGAGACAGGGGAGAUGGUUCGGGUGAUUGGCUUGCCGAGUAUUCGACUAGCCGACUACGUUUGGACCAAGUCGUGGAUUUCGUGGUCGAAGAAUGGAAAGCGGGUCGCGUGCGUGUUCAAGAUGGAACGUAGAAAAAUUGAAGAAACAGUAUCUGAAGCAAGAUUGUGGAUCUUUGACGGGGAAACUGGUAGGAGUAUCGCGGAAAGCGCGCCUUUGGAAUACGUUCGCUGUCUUUCAUGGUCGGAGGACGGGACGCUGUUGUACUGUGGCGAGUACUGUGGCGGGCAGGGUGUGGUGUCGGUAUGGGACGGACGCUCGGGGAAGAGAAUAUCGAAAUUUGAUGAUUUUUGGGCAACGGCAAUAUCUCUGUCCGGGGAUGGGAGAUGGUUGGCUGCUUCCGGUGGCAGGGUGGUUUCUGUGAGGGACACAGAGACCGGGGCAGAAGUACGGCGGCACAUGGCGACACGCGGGCCGGACGUCUUGGGCUGGCUAGAAGAUGGAAAGCGGAUGUUUUCUGCGGAUGUUUCCAAUAUUGUCAUUUGGAGGUGGGAUAAUCUGGAGAGGGUGCAGGAGGAGGAAGAGGAAGUCGACAAGGUCAACAAGGAAGGGCAAGAAUUCACGGCUGUUGCGUGGUCAAGCGAUGACAUAUGUGCUACUGUGGCUGGAGACGGAGACGUAGUGAUGUACGAUGUGAAGACGGGGAAGAAGAUGUGGGGGGAUGCUGAGACACACGUAAGCCCUGUGCAUUGUCUGGAGAUGUCUAGAGAUAGCAAGCGGGUGUUUACGGCAGCAAGAGAUGGAACGUUUGCGAUGUGGGACAGCAAGACGGGCGACAAGUUGUGGGAAGGCGGGGAGGCCUGGGCCAAGGAUGAUUACGCAGAAGCAGAAGCAUGUUGGUCCAAUGAUGGGACGAGGGUGUUCGUGUCGUUUAGAAGGGGGAUGGGGUUGUGGGACGGGAAGACUGGGAACAAGUUAUGGGAGAGAAUCACGGACACCUACAUGUGGAUCGGGUGCAUGGCGUGGGCUGGAAACGACACGAAGAUCGCGCUUGGGGGUAGGAGUAACGGGGGCAGGGUCGUGCUGUUGAGCGCCAGAACGGGAGAGGCGAUCAGGGUGGCAUGUGGGCAUACAGAUGGCGGGGUCGUGCUGCGGGGCGCCAAAACAGGAGAGACGAUGGGCGAUGCCCCCGAACGUGUCCCAGAUUCGGUCGGCCUGAAAUGGGCUGCGGACCAAGGUCUGCUUGAGUUGUAUUCAGACGAAUUUGCAGACGAAGUUCACAUAGAUUGGUUCAACUUUGUGAAGCGGCCCUGGAGAGAAGGUGAAGAAGGUGUGCGGGCUUCGUUCUCUGUUGAGCGGGCUCCGUUCUCUGUUGGGCGGGGGCGGGCUCUGUUCCCUUUUGACUAUUCUGAUUCGGCUGGUCCGGUGAAGUGGUCUCCAGAUGACAAGUGGAUCGCGUCAACUGGAUAUAAUAUGUCUUGGUCUCCAAAUUCUGAUGUUGAAAUUGAUGAAAAUGGGAAACCAAGCAGAGGCGGAGUUAUGAUCUGGAAUUGGGAGACAGGUGUAACAUAUCGGUACCAGCUCUAUGAGUAUGGUUUACCACGCUAUCCGCUGGAAUGGUCUGACGACGGACGACGCGUAGCCUUUGGAAUUGGAAGAGAGCUUGCGAUAUGGGAUAUUGAGACAGGGGUGAUGUUAAGGUAUAGCACAAACAGUGAACAUCUAACGCAUAUUGCUUGGUUCCGGGACGGGUCGCGAAUGGCGACGUUGCGUGGAAGAACGUUACUAAUCCUGUCCGUGACGAGUCAAAGCGUUGUCUGCGAAAAGCAAUACGAUGGUGUUGAGUAUCUCGAAGAGAGCGAUCUGCGCCAGUUCAUCGAUACGAAUGAGGGCACACUCACGGCGGCGGAUCUAGGGAGGAAACUGGAGAGGAAACUGAGGAUUCGGCAAAAGGGAGAUGGAGUGUGCUACAAGACAGGAGAUGACGAAAUCCGCCUAGCAACCGUUGCGGGAUAUCCUUGGUACUGUUCUACUUCAGGUCGGCACAUUGCGAUCCAGGUAGAAAUUGGUUCUUAUGCAAGACUGCACUUUUACGAGCUCUUGGAGUAGUGUGAUUGUAAGUGUGUGAAUAACCACUGGGCAAAAGCGGAUGUCCCGGCCAGGACAGGAGGGGUUGUACCCACGGUGUAUGUAGUAAGGGAUGAUGUGCCAGGAGAAAUUUGUAUGUAUUUGAAGUUGUUUCUAGUUACCCGACGCCUCGAUGCCCCUCUCCGCAAAAAAAGUAGCCGGCACAUCUUUUCUAUGUGUCGCGCGCAGUUGCGUCAGUGUGCGGGGAAUAGUGUCGUCCAACGUAGAGACUGCGCGUAGCGAGACCAGCAAACAAAACUGGAGGCGGAACAG
Messenger RNA from Chondrus crispus (carragheen), 4140 nucleotides. RefSeq lists its product as hypothetical. NCBI's taxonomy places the organism in Eukaryota, Rhodophyta, Florideophyceae, Gigartinales, Gigartinaceae. Gene Ontology annotation, molecular function: protein binding. The transcript has 2 exons. Bases 1 to 3849 code for a protein of 1282 amino acids. The record is from RefSeq and is a predicted model, not a curated record.